AUGUUGAUAUGCAACCACUUGUUACGGGGUUAUAGUGGUUAUAAUGGUUAUAAUGGUAAUAAGGGUUAUGGUGGUAAUGCGGGUUAUAGUGGUUAUAGUGGUUAUAGUGGUUAUAGUGGUUAUAGUGGUUAUAGUGGUAAUAAGGGUUAUAGUGGUUAUAGUGGUUAUAGUGGUUAUAGGGGUAAUAAGGGUUAUGGUGGUAAUAAGGGUUAUAGUGGUUAUAGUGGUUAUAGUGGUUAUAGUGGUUAUAGGGGUUAUAGUGGUUAUAGUGGUUAUAAGGGUUAUAGUGGUUAUAGGGGUAAUAGGGGUAAUAAGGGUUAUAGGGGUUAUACGGGUUAUAGUGGUUAUAAGGGUUAUAGUGGUAAUAAGGGUUAUAAUGGUAAUAAGGGUUAUGGUGGUAAUGCGGGUUAUAGUGGUUAUAGUGGUUAUAGUGGUUAUAGUGGUAAUAAGGGUUAUGGUGGUAAUAAGGGUUAUAGUGGUUAUAGUGGUUAUAGUGGUUAUAGUGGUUAUAGUGGUUAUAGUGGUUAUAGUGGUAAUAAGGGUUAUAGUGGUUAUAGUGGUUAUAGUGGUUAUAGGGGUAAUAAGGGUUAUGGUGGUAAUAAGGGUUAUAGUGGUUAUAGUGGUUAUAGUGGUUAUAGGGGUUAUAGUGGUUAUAGUGGUUAUAAGGGUUAUAGUGGUUAUAGGGGUAAUAGGGGUAAUAAGGGUUAUAGGGGUUAUACGGGUUAUAGUGGUUAUAAGGGUUAUAGUGGUAAUAAGGGUUAUAAUGGUAAUAAGGGUUAUGGUGGUAAUGCGGGUUAUAGUGGUUAUAGUGGUUAUAGUGGUUAUAGUGGUAAUAAGGGUUAUGGUGGUAAUAAGGGUUAUAGUGGUUAUAGUGGUUAUAGUGGUUAUAGUGGUUAUAGUGGUUAUAGUGGUAAUAAGGGUUAUGGUGGUAAUAAGGGUUAUAGUGGUUAUAGUGGUUAUAGUGGUUAUAGUGGUUAUAAGGGUUAUAAGGGUAAUAAGGGUUAUAGUGGUUAUAAGGGUUAUAGUGGUUAUAAGGGUUAUAGUGGUAAUAAGGGUUAUAGGGGUUAUAAGGGUUAUAGGGGUUAUAAGGGUUAUAGGGGUAAUAAGGGUUAUAGGGGUAAUAAGGGUUAUAGUGGUUAUAAGGGUUAUAAGGGUUAUAGGGGUAAUAAGGGUUAUAGGGGUAAUAAGGGUUAUAGUGGUUAUAAGGGUAAUACGGGUUAUAGUGGUUAUAAGGGUAAUAAGGGUUAUAGUGGUUAUAAGGGUAAUACGGGUUAUAGUGGUUAUAAGGGUAAUAAGGGUUAUAGUGGUUAUAGUGGUUAUAGGGGUAAUAAGGGUUAUAGUGGUUAUAAGGGUAAUACGGGUUAUAGGGGUAAUAAGGGUUAUAGUGGUUAUAAGGGUAAUACGGGUUAUAGUGGUUAUAAGGGUAAUAAGGGUUAUAGUGGUUAUAGUGGUUAUAGGGGUAAUAAGGGUUAUAGUGGUUAUAGGGGUAAUAAGGGUUAUAGUGGUUAUAGUGGUAAUAAGGGUUAUAGUGGUAAUGCGGGUUAUAGGGGUUAUAGGGGUUAUAGGGGUAAUACGGGUUAUAGUGGUAAUACGGGUUAUAGUGGUUAUAGUGGUUAUAGUGGUAAUACGGGUUAUAGUGGUUAUAGUGGUAAUAAGGGUUAUAGGGGUAAUAAGGGUUAUAGUGGUAAUACGGGUUAUAGGGGUUAUAGGGGUAAUAAGGGUUAUAUUGGUUAUAGUGGUAAUACGGGUAAUAGUGGUUAUAGUGGUAAUACGGGUAAUAGUGGUUAUAGUGGUAAUAAGGGUUAUAGGGGUAAUACGGGUUAUAGUGGUAAUACGGGUUAUAGUGGUAAUACGGGUUAUAGUGGUUAUUGGGGUAAUAAGGGUUAUAGGGGUUAUACGGGUUAUAGUGGUAAUACGGGUUAUAGGGGUGAUAAGGGUUAUACGGGUUAUAGGGGUGAUAAGGGUUAUAGGGGUGAUAAGGGUUAUAGGGGUAAUACGGGUUAUAGUGGUAAUAAGGGUUAUAGUGGUAAUAAGGGUUAUAGGGGUAAUACGGGUUAUAGUGGUAAUACGGGUUAUAGUGGUAAUACGGGUUAUAGUGGUUAUAGUGGUUAUAGGGGUAAUAAGGGUUAUAGUGGUAAUAAGGGUUAUAGGGGUAAUAAGGGUUAUAGUGGUAAUAGGGGUUAUAGGGGUUAUAAGGGUUAUAGUGGUAAUAAGGGUUAUAGAGGUAAUAGGGGUUAUAGGGGUAAUACGGGUUAUAGUGGUAAUAUGGGUUAUAGUGGUAAUAUGGGUUAUAGUGGUUAUAGUGGUUAUAGGGGUUAUAGGGGUUAUAGGGGUUAUAGGGGCAAUACGGGUUAUAGUGGUAAUACGGGUUAUAGGGGUUAUAAGGGUUAUAGGGGUUAUAAGGGUUAUAGUGGUAGUAAGGGUUAUAGGGGUUAUAAGGGUUAUAGUGGUAAUACGGGUUAUAGAGGUAAUAAGGGUUAUAGGGGUAAUACGGGUUAUAGUGGUAAUACGGGUUAUAGUGGUAAUAGGGGUUAUAGGGGUUAUAGUGGUAAUAUGGGUUAUAGUGGUAAUAUGGGUUAUAGUGGUAAUAAGGGUUAUAGUUGUAAUACGGGUUAUAAUGGUUAUAGUGGUAAUAAGGGUUAUAGGGGUAAUAAGGGUUAUAGUGGUUAUAGUGGUAAUACGGGUUAUAGUGGCUAUACGGGUUAUAGGGGUUAUAGGGGUUAUAGGGGUUAUACGGGUUAUAGUGGUUAUAGGGGUUAUAGGGGUUAUAAGGGUUAUAGUGGUAAUACGGGUUAUAGUGGUUAUACGGGUUAUAGGGGUUAUAAGGGUUAUAGUGGUUAUAAGGGUUAUAGUGGUUAUACGGGUUAUAGUGGUUAUAAGGGUUAUAGGGGUUAUAAGGGUUAUAGUGGUUAUACGGGUUAUAGGGGUUAUAAGGGUUAUAGUGGUUAUAAGGGUUAUAGGGGUUAUAGUGGUUAUACGGGUUAUAGUGGUUAUAGGGGUUAUAAGGGUUAUAGUGGUUAUACGGGUUAUAGGGGUUAUAAGGGUUAUAGUGGUUAUAAGGGUUAUAGUGGUUAUACGGGUUAUAGUGGUUAUAAGGGUUAUAGUGGUUAUAAGGGUUAUAGGGGUUAUAGUGGUAAUACGGGUUAUAGGGGUUAUAAGGGUUAUAGUGGUUAUAAGGGUUGUAGUGGUAAUAAUUGUUAUAAGUGUUAUAGUGGUAAUACGGGUAAUGAGGGUUAUAGGGUAAUAGUGGUUAUAAUGGUACCCACUGAUACGUGUAUCUACCCAACUCUUCUAUGUCUAUGUAUCUAUAGUCUCGUAUCUUCCCUCUCUGUCCAUCUCUUCUAUGUCUAUAUAUAUCUAUAGUAUAUACUCUUCUCUCCCCUCUAUUCUCUUCUAUGUCUAUAUAUAUCUAUAGUCUAUACUCUUCUCUGUUUAUAUCAAAUAUAAAAAGUAUGUAAGGGAACAGAAUUCUAUUUUAAUGAAUAAAAUACAGUUUAAUUCCUUGAUGAUGUGCUGCCAUUACUCUUGUUAAUGUUAAUAAUUAGGCUUCCAGCAGGGUUGAGAUCAAUUCCAUUUCAAUUCCAGUCAGUUCUAGAAGUACACUGGAAAUCCAUUUCUCUUCAAUGCUUUUCAAUGAGGAACAUUUGGAAUUGAAAUGGAAUUAACCCCAACCCUGGCCUACAGUUUGUCAGGUUGUGACUUCCUUAUGACUGUUACCAUGGAGAUACUAUUAUAUGUUCUGAAUGUCAUUCUAUCACUGUUACCAUAGAGAUACUAUUAUAUGUUCUGAAUGUAAUUCUAUCACUGUUACCAUAGAGAUACUAUUAUAUGUUCUGAAUGUAAUUCUAUCACUGCAUGUAUCCAUCUUCUUCCCAUUUGAAGGAAUAAACAUCUAUAAUGAAUGAA
Molecule: messenger RNA, 3906 nt
Organism: Salvelinus fontinalis (brook trout)
Lineage: Eukaryota; Metazoa; Chordata; Actinopteri; Salmoniformes; Salmonidae
Product: collagen alpha-1(IV) chain-like
Exons: 2
Coding region: 1-3363 (1120 amino acids)
Source: RefSeq, a predicted model, not a curated record